GAAUUAGAAUUGGAUUCAAAAUCUCUCUCAAUUGUCAAAUCAACCCCUUGUAAUUAAUGUCAACCAAAUUCCUGUUAUCUCCCUGGACCCUUCAACCAUUCCAUAUAUAAAAUCUCUCAACCCCCAAUCUUUGUUAACCCAAUAAGCUCCUACUUAUGUGAUAGUGAUACAACAGUUUCAGAGCAAGCAACUUGUCAACAAGAAGAGUUCAAAGGCACAAAGGAGCUAGCAAAUAGAUCAGAAGAACAUACAAAUUCAGCAGACAAAUAGCACCAAUUUUCUUGACAUGGCUGAGGAGUUUCAAGCUGGGAUAUGUGGUGAAACAUGGUGGAAUAUGAAUCCAACAAGAAGCGCGUUCCCUCUCAUGAGUCCAUCAUCAACUUGUUCUGUUGCAGCUAAUGAUGCAGGGAACUACAGCACUUGGCAAACAGACUUUCUUGAUUUGAGAGCAACAAGGCCUUGUGUUGCUGAAGAAACUAACAAUAACAACAUGGUUUCUGAUGUUUCUCUGGGUUUCCUAGAUGCUCAGAAGCCACAGCAGAGUGAAUCAGCCAAUGGAACUAGUAGCUUCUUGAUUGAUUCCACUUUACAAAUCAUGGGGUUUGGCCUCUCAUCUCCAACUUCAUCCAAUUGGAAUAACCAGUCUCUCUUUCAUUGUAGUGGAAGGCCACAGAGCAUGGAAGAAACUGGUUUAGAUUCUUCUGGUCAUCAUAAUCCACAAGUUUCCUCUGUUGAUGCUAAUUUCAAGGCAAUGAACCAAGAUUUUGGCUUAGAUCAGCAGGGUCUGAAUUCUGUAAUUACCAGCAGUGGUAAUUUAUCAGGUGGUUUAAUCCCAAUUAAUGGAUCAGGUUCCUAUGGUUACCCUUCAAAUUUGGUACAAAGCCUAUAUGAUUCUCAACCACAACCUCAGAACUCAUCACUUUUCACCAACCCCUCUAUGUCCUUUUCAUCUUCCAAUGAGCUGUCACCAACAUUCUCUUCCAUUCUGAAACCUGCAAUGCCAAAACAACAGCUUAGUGGAUUGCACUUUUCCAAUAGCACCCCUUUUUGGAAUGCUUCAGCUGAGGCACUUCAUGACAUAAGAGCAGGAGUUUUUGCUUCAUCACAAACUCAAUACCAAACGCCAAGUUUUGAAGAGAAGAAACAAAAUCCACCUAGUGCUCUAUUAAACAAGCUCAAGCGAGAAGAAUCUCCAGAUGCAGCGAAGAAGAGUACUUCUACUGAGCCUGCACUAAAAAGGCCAAGAAUUGAGACUCCAUCUCCAUUGCCAACUUUUAAGGUUCGGAAAGAGAAGCUGGGGGACCGAAUCACUGCUCUUCAGCAAUUGGUUUCACCUUUUGGAAAGACGGACACAGCAUCCGUUCUUCACGAAGCCAUCGACUACAUCAAGUUCCUUCAUGAUCAAGUCAAUGUAUUGAGCACACCAUAUAUGAAAAGUGGAGCUCCCAUUCAAAACCAGCAGGGUACUUGUGAUAAUGUGAAGGAGUCAUCAGAAGAAGAUUUAAGAAGGAGAGGGCUAUGUUUGGUACCGAUUUCAAGCACAUUUCCAGUGACAAAUGAGACCACUGUUGAUUUCUGGACACCAACAUUUGGAGGCCCACCCAUGGGUAUGGGUAGGUAGAGAAAGCAAGCUGAAGAGACUCAUCUCAGGCAGUGGAUCAGAACUAAUUAACGACCAUGUUAACUAUAUAUUUACAUACAUGUCAUGUCAUGUGUAAACUUAAAGGAAGGGAUUGGUAAAGACAAAGGAUCAUGAAGGAAUGGGCCAGGAAGAGAAUAUAUACACUUUAGCUAGCUAGCUUUAGGUGCUUUAAGAUUAAUAGCUCCAAUUAAGUUUUUAGAAAUCCAACGUCGACGGUGGGGGCAGGAACAAGUGCUAAAUUCAGCGGCAUUUUACAUUAUAUAUAGUUUUUGUUGGUAGAAAGAAACAAUAUAUAUUUGCCAGAAUUUAGCAGAUCAUGGGGCUAGCAACCAAGCUAACACGCCUUUUGUUCCUGCUUAUCAAUAUAUUAUCUGUAUUCUGAAUCAUCACGCACCAGCAACUUAAUUUUUUUUUCUUAGCAGAAUAAAGUGGAUAAUGUAUUGUAUCAAUAUUCAUUUGUUUUUGGUUUAAUUUAAUUAACUACUCCUUUUUA
Lotus japonicus is the source of this 2135-nucleotide messenger RNA. RefSeq names its product transcription factor bHLH112. Gene Ontology annotation, biological process: regulation of transcription by RNA polymerase II. Bases 287 to 1621 code for a protein of 444 amino acids. The record is from RefSeq and is a predicted model, not a curated record. Gene Ontology annotation, molecular function: RNA polymerase II cis-regulatory region sequence-specific DNA binding; protein dimerization activity; DNA-binding transcription factor activity, RNA polymerase II-specific. Gene Ontology annotation, cellular component: nucleus. The transcript has 7 exons. Lineage: Eukaryota; Viridiplantae; Streptophyta; Magnoliopsida; Fabales; Fabaceae.